AUGGAUCUCCGCAGCCUCGCGGUGUUCGCGGCCGCGCUCGCCGCCCUCGCCGCCGGGUGGUGGGCCCGCAGCGCGGAGGCGUCGAUCCAUACCUACGACCGGGAGCCCUUCCGCGAGGUGGGCAACGCCUUCCUCCUCUCCGGCGGCAGCGAGGGCAUCGUCGCCGACGGGGCAGACCCCGCCGCCCCGCCAUCCUCCUUCAUCAAGUUUGUGAAUGUUACAUUUUGGAGAACCCCAGAAGCUGCGGAAUCACACACAAAAAUGGCACAUAGUACGGGCUUGGUACAGGCUAUACUAUUUGAAGCUGCAGACAGGGAUAACAUUGGGGGAUCUGCCUAUGGCGGACAGAGGUCCAUAUGUUGUACCCCGGACCUUGCUAAACUAGAGGGCUGCAAGCAAGGGGAAGUAAUCAGGAGGCCGUCCUCUGAUGAUCCAGAUUGGCCCUACGUGCUAGACACGCACUUCAGCGCUAAUCACCUUUCAGUGAAGUUAGAAGAUGAGCCAAUGCGCAUUACAAAGACAGGCAUGUACAACUUGUUCUUCAUAUCCUGUGAUCCAAAACUGAGAGGCCUUACUAUGAGUGGGAAGACUAUCUGGAAGAAUCCUGGUGGGUACCUACCGGGACGAAUGGCUCCUUUGAUGAAAUUUUAUGUUCUCAUGUCGCUGGCGUAUCUGUUGGUAAUGAUUGUUUGGUUUAGCCAAUACAUAAGGUUCUGGAGGGAUAUAUUGCCUAUCCAGAAUUGGAUCACUCUAGUCAUUGCACUUGGUCUGUUUGAGAUGACACUAUGGUACUUUGAAUACUUGAACUUCAACAGCAGUGGUGUGCGGCCAGUUGGAAUCACAACUUGGGUGGUCACUGUUGGAGCUAUCAGGAAAACAGUUUCGCGUCUACUCAUCCUUUCUAUCUCAAUGGGUUAUGGUGUUGUUCGUCCAACUUUGGGAGGUCUCACUUCCAAGGUCUUGCUACUCGGACUUACAUAUUUCCUGGCGUCUGAGUUGCUGGACAUCGCAGAAAAUGUUGGAACAAUUAAUGAUAUAUCAGGCAAAGCAAGGCUUUUCCUGGUCAUUCCUGAUGCAUUUUUGGAUGCUUUUCUCAUACUUUGGAUUUUCACUUCUCUUUCCCGCACUCUAGAGAAGCUACAGGCAAGGAGGAGUUCCGUGAAAUUGGAUAUAUACAGAAAGUUUACAAAUGCAUUGGCUGUUUCUGUGAUAGCUUCAGUUGCCUGGAUUGGUUAUGAGGUCUAUUUUAAAGCGACAGACCCCUUCAGUGAGAGGUGGCAGAGUGCCUGGAUCAUAACUGCCUUCUGGGAUGUUCUUGCGUUUGUGUUGCUUCUUGUGAUUUGUUAUCUGUGGGCACCAUCCCAAAGCUCACAAAGAUAUGCAUAUUCAGGUGAAGCUGCUGACGAUGAUGAUGAGGAAUCUCAAUCUCUGACGAAAGGAGAUGGUGAAGUAGGGAUGGUAAAGAUUGACAAGGACAGAACCGCUGGUGUUAGUGGUGCUUUCAGCUUAGAAGAUGAGGCUGAGGAGGACAAGCGGGAAUAG
Molecule: messenger RNA, 1542 nt
Organism: Miscanthus lutarioriparius
Lineage: Eukaryota; Viridiplantae; Streptophyta; Magnoliopsida; Poales; Poaceae
Source: the annotation of a GenBank genome assembly